This is a messenger RNA of Symbiodinium pilosum, 2009 nucleotides long. The record is from the annotation of a GenBank genome assembly. NCBI's taxonomy places the organism in Eukaryota, Dinophyceae, Suessiales, Symbiodiniaceae.
AUGGCUCGUCUAGACUGCAAGGAUGAAGCCGUCAGUGCCACCGAGAGCUGCUUGGGCGAAGCCCAGUUUCAAAAAGCGUACGCUCGGUACGUCAGCUUGUGCCGCACGACUGCGGCGGCUAUCCGCCUGGAUGGCCCGGACCAUGUGCUCCGCGCCAUAGGUGCUGGCAUGAGCAAAAUGUUACACAAGACGCCAACGCGGACCCUGCGGCGAUCUACUACCGGUUCCAGGGAGCCGCGGAAGCAUGCGCGGCUGCAGGCAGAACCGACUGUGCGGGUUGUGUGGACGCGCAUCUACAGUCGCCGUCCCACGGUUGGUUGCGGGAGAACUGCGGGCUGGUGUCACCGUCGGUUCCGUCGUAGCCACGUGAAGCACGAUGCUCCAUCACCCCCCGACUACAAUAUGACAGAUACGAGGCUUGUGGGACCCAUUGACGUUGAGACCCCGCCUGGAGCCGCGGCCGGGAUGCGGACCGAGCCAGGCCCAGCUCAAGCCGCGCGCCACAGCGCGAGCAGGUUGGGCCUCGAGGCCAAGCUUGACCUCAGGGCCAGACUGGGCCUCAGCUUUUUGGUUUGCACGCGCAGCAACUCCUCCCAAAACGCUGCGCAGGAGACGGCGCUGAUGGCGACUGUUCAGGAGAUGCGACGCCAGCCCGAGCAGGAUGAUAGGGAGUGCGCUGCGGAGCUGAGAAGUGUGAAGGAGGAGACAUCAUCGGUCUUCACCUUCAAUCUGCGGGAUGAUUUGCCCGUGUUCGGUGACGGAGACUCAGAUCUUGACAAACACUUGGAGUCUUUCCAGGACGUGUGCCUUGUGGUUGAGCCAAAGAAUGGUCGCGAGAAAUUGCAGUCCUUUGCCCGUGCCCUCAAAGGUACGCUUCGCCGGUGUUAUGACACCAUCGUAAAGGAAGCUAAGCUAAGUACAAUGGAGACUACGAGGGCAAACCCUCGCUGGUCUUUGGCGGGUCGUAGCGGCCAUGGAUGCUUCCUUCCACGAGUCAAACGAAGCAAAGGCGAUGAAGGCCAGAGCCUGCUACGAUGGCCUGGAAAAGAAGAGUGCGCGUUCCAGGAUUUCCAGGCGAGCUGGCUGGAAGCGCUCACUGAGCUGAACGCCGCUGGCGCGUACAAGUGCCAGAAGGACCUGCUUUACGACUAUCUUCACAACCUCCGUGAUGAAGCGUCAGGUGAUCGAAGAUUUUGGCCCCUCAGGCCAACUCCAGUCGUGAAGCAGGCUCUGGAAGCUCACCACACUAGCACCGAGGAUGCCCCUCCCCAGGGCCCAAAAAGGGCGAAGGGUCCAACACACACCACUCAGGCACAAGUGGCUCUGCCUAGCACAGGCAUUGGUGAGAAGCGCAAGGACGGCCCCGCCGGCCGCAAUACCCUGGCCGCUCAGGACCAAGACGGUACUGGGGGCGGGACAUCGAAGGGUAAGGGCAAAGGGAGGGGCGGUAAAGGCAAAGGCGGCACUGGCACCGACGCGCAGCAAGCCUGCCGACUUUUUGCUCAUGGUUGUUGUACCUACAAUGACAAUUGCAAGUUUGCUCAUGUCAAGGAGGGGGCGAAUAACCAGCAGGAAACGGCUGAGAGGACACUCACGGCCAAGGAAAAGAAGGCUGCAAGGAAUAAAGAGGCCAAAGCGCAGGCCAAAGCCGCUGCCGGCUCCGAUAAGCGCGUGUACCCACCAUUUGAGGUGGCAGCAAUGCUGGCGAGGGGGCUGUUGCGUACGACACUGCGCUACAGGUCGCCGAGCCCGCCUCAAAGUAGUGGAAGCGCUGGCCUGGCGCAGAAAAUCCACAAUGAACAGAAGACCACUGCGUCCGCCCCGUCACCGGGCUACAUGCCCAGACGAAGACCUCGUGCGCUGGGGUAUAGAGCUUGUGUGACUUUGCUUGUCACCGGUGCAACGCGCGGAUCGAUGCCUGAAUGGUUGUGCAACUGUUGGGCCGAAGGGUUUGCAGCGCAGCUCGAACGCGAGACCUUCCUUAGUGAUGGCACCGAGUUCCGAGUGGA